AUGGCUACAGACGCUGCUGAUGGAGAAACUCAACAAAAAGAAGAAACAAAACGACACACCUAUCCACUCAUUCGUACGAGUGAUAUGAACGAAGAAGUGAAAACCGAAUGUAUGGAAUUGUGUGUGACAGCAUGUGAAAAGUUUUCACAAAACAACGAAAACGCUGCACGCAUGAUCAAAGAGACAAUGGAUAAGAAAUUUGGGCCCACUUGGCAGUGCAUUGUCGGCGAAGGAUAUGGAUUUUUCAUUGAACAUCAAGUCAAAUCACUUUUAUAUAUGUUCUUUGGUGGUACAACGGCCAUCAUAGUAUGGAAAUGUGCUUAA
This is a messenger RNA of Adineta ricciae, 324 nucleotides long. The record is from the annotation of a GenBank genome assembly. Lineage: Eukaryota; Metazoa; Rotifera; Eurotatoria; Adinetida; Adinetidae.